GAAAAUGGUGUCGUCAAGCUGCUAACAGGGUUGUUGCAUUUUUUAUUAUAUUGUAAAGUAGAUUUUGUUUGCUACUUUGCUUUUAACACUUCUGUAUUGAUGCCGAUGAAUUUGGGAAUAGUGUACUUCUCUUUGUUAUGGAGCAAAUUUUCAUGAUAUUUGCAUAGAAAAACGUAAUGCACAAUGUUAUAAUAGUUCAUUUUUUUAAUAUUUUUUCCUUGAAAAUAUGAAUGAUGGUGUCAACCAUUAUAUGAUCUGUUUCUAUUUGAAAGACUGAGAGAAUUCUCAUCAGGCCUUUUAUGUUUUCCUUACCUAUAAAGCAUUGUAAUUUGUAAUAAUUUUUUUUUCUUAUAAGUUUUUCUUGCUUAGUGAAUUACGUUACUUUGCUCAAAAUUUUAAAUUUUGUAAAUUGUAAUACCAAGUGUACAUUGAUUACCAGUGUGUCUACAUAUUCUUUUUUUCAUCUCUUCUGUGUUGUACAAUUUAGUGGUUGCUCUUGUUCUGUUUAAUUUCAUCUUUUCUUUUUGUGGAAUUUAGAGAACAAAGAGUUAUGUAGUUGUUCUAUAAGUUUAAAGGUUGAGGUUAUGAAUUUUGAAUUGUGAAUAAGUUGGUUAAGUAGCACUUUUUUUUACCUUGACCUACUUGGUUUCAACUAGCUAUUUUUUUUUUUGUUUUGCAAGCAGGCAAAUGAAGUCGUGAAAGCAAAUAACUUGUCUGAUGUCGUUGUUGUAUUGCAUGGGCGAGUUGAGGUUAAUAUAUUUCGGGCUUUUUUCCUUAACAAGGUGUUGAUCCAAUUAUGAGCCAACAAGGGUAAUAGGUGAAGCUGGAGAACAGAAUGAAAAACACUUGUCCGUGCUUCCCAUUGAAAUCAUGAAUAUGCGAGUAAGGAACCUCACAAAACCAAAUGUCUUACAUGCAACUGUCUCAGAAGUUUUACGAUGCUUUCAAGCUGUGUGGGUCCCCACCCAUUGCUCGCAAACUUCAUGCCCAACUCAUACUCUCCGGUUUGGAUGCUUCCCUUUUCUUACUCAACAAUCUACUGCACGUGUACUCCAACUGCGGCAUGGUAGACGAUGCUUUUCGCGUUUUCCGCGAGGCCAACCAUGCCAAUAUCUUCACUUGGAACACCAUGCUCCAUGCCUUUUUUGAUUCGGGUCGAAUGAGGGAAGCAGAGAACUUGUUUGAUGAAAUGCCCCUGAUAGUGAGAGACUCCGUUUCAUGGACCACCAUGAUAUCCGGCUAUUGUCAAAACGGCCUCCCUGGUCAUAGCAUCAAAACUUUUAUGUCAAUGCUCCGGGACUCCAAUCAUGACAUUCAAAACUGUGACCCCUUUUCCUAUACUUGUACUAUGAAGGCUUGUGGCUGCCUUGCCUCCACUCGGUUGGCUCUUCAGUUGCAUGCCCAUGUCAUCAAGUUACAUUUGGGAGCCCAAACCUGCAUUCAGAACUCCCUUGUUGAUAUGUAUAUUAAGUGUGGAGCAAUCACUUUGGCUGAGACUAUUUUCCUUAACAUUGAAAGCCCAAGUUUGUUCUGUUGGAACAGUAUGAUUUAUGGAUAUUCUCAAUUAUAUGGACCCUAUGAAGCUCUCCACGUGUUCACCCGAAUGCCUGAACGUGACCAUGUUUCUUGGAACACGCUGAUCUCAGUGUUCUCUCAAUACGGCCAUGGGAUCCGCUGUCUUAGUACGUUUGUGGAGAUGUGCAAUCUGGGGUUUAAGCCCAAUUUCAUGACUUAUGGCAGUGUACUCAGUGCAUGUGCUAGCAUUUCUGAUCUGAAAUGGGGUGCCCAUUUGCAUGCUCGGAUUCUUCGCAUGGAACAUAGCCUGGAUGCGUUUUUGGGAAGUGGUCUCAUAGACAUGUAUGCCAAAUGUGGAUGCUUAGCACUGGCGAGGCGUGUGUUUAACAGUUUAGGGGAACAGAAUCAAGUUUCUUGGACUUGCUUCAUUUCAGGGGUUGCACAGUUUGGACUUGGUGAUGAUGCUUUGGCACUAUUUAACCAAAUGAGGCAGGCUUCUGUGGUGUUGGAUGAAUUCACCCUUGCGACAAUUCUUGGGGUUUGUUCAGGUCAAAAUUAUGCUGCCUCUGGGGAACUACUUCAUGGAUAUGCAAUCAAAAGUGGGAUGGAUUCCUCUGUUCCUGUGGGGAAUGCAAUCAUUACAAUGUAUGCAAGGUGUGGUGAUACUGAGAAAGCUAGUCUUGCAUUUAGAUCAAUGCCACUAAGAGAUACCAUAUCAUGGACGGCCAUGAUCACUGCAUUCUCUCAGAAUGGAGAUAUUGACAGGGCCCGCCAAUGUUUUGAUAUGAUGCCUGAGCGUAAUGUCAUAACUUGGAACUCCAUGUUAAGCACAUAUAUUCAACAUGGCUUCUCGGAAGAAGGGAUGAAGUUGUAUGUUUUGAUGAGAAGCAAAGCAGUCAAACCGGAUUGGGUCACUUUUGCAACAUCUAUCCGGGCCUGCGCUGAUUUGGCUACUAUAAAACUUGGGACACAAGUCGUAUCUCAUGUGACAAAGUUUGGGCUUAGUUCGGAUGUUUCAGUUGCAAACAGUAUUGUCACCAUGUAUUCAAGAUGUGGACAAAUCAAAGAAGCACGGAAAGUUUUUGACUCAAUACAUGUGAAAAACCUGAUUUCCUGGAAUGCCAUGAUGGCAGCAUUUGCUCAAAAUGGUUUAGGCAAUAAAGCAAUCGAAACAUAUGAGGCUAUGUUGAGGACAGAAUGCAAACCUGACCAUAUAAGCUAUGUUGCUGUUUUAUCUGGUUGCAGCCACAUGGGGCUUGUAGUUGAGGGGAAACAUUAUUUUGAUUCCAUGACUCAAGUGUUUGGCAUUUCUCCAACAAAUGAGCACUUUGCUUGUAUGGUAGAUCUGCUUGGCCGAGCAGGGUUACUAAACCAGGCCAAGAAUUUAAUAGACGGAAUGCCUUUUAAGCCAAAUGCCACUGUUUGGGGUGCUCUACUAGGAGCAUGCCGAAUCCAUCACGAUUCAAUACUAGCAGAAACUGCCGCAAAGAAGUUGAUGGAAUUAAAUGUUGAAGAUUCUGGAGGUUAUGUUCUUCUAGCAAAUAUAUAUGCAGAGUCUGGGGAACUAGAAAAUGUUGCUGAUAUGAGAAAGUUAAUGAAAGUGAAAGGAAUUCGAAAGAGUCCAGGUUGUAGCUGGAUAGAGGUUGAUAACAGGGUACAUGUGUUUACUGUAGAUGAAACCAGUCAUCCACAGAUAAACAAGGUAUAUGUAAAACUGGAGGAGAUGAUGAAGAAGAUAGAAGAUACAGGAAGAUACGUUAGUAUCGUCUCUUGUGCCCAUAGGAGUCAGAAAUACCAUAGUGAAAAGCUUGCUUUUGCUUUUGGGUUGCUUAGUUUGCCACCUUGGAUGCCUAUACAAGUAACGAAGAAUCUCCGCGUCUGCAAUGAUUGUCACUUGGUAAUAAAGUUGUUGUCCUUGGUCACCUCAAGGGAACUUAUCAUGAGAGAUGGAUUUCGAUUUCAUCAUUUCAAGGAUGGGUUUUGCUCCUGUCGAGACUACUGGUAGUCUGGUGUACACAUUAUUCUUUUCUAUAUUUUCUUAGUGCUUCCUCUCCCAUUGCUUCUGCUUUAUACCUUUUUCCUUAUGAAAAGCCAACAAUCAUUAUUUUUAAAAAGUAUGUUAUCUGUACUAUAAUUGUUACAUAAAUUAUCCAAAGAUCAUGUCGGUGGCGGCUUGAUAAAAA
This is a messenger RNA of Glycine soja, 3698 nucleotides long. Its product is annotated as pentatricopeptide repeat-containing protein At2g13600-like. The transcript is spliced from 2 exons. Gene Ontology annotation, biological process: RNA modification. Gene Ontology annotation, molecular function: zinc ion binding; protein binding; RNA binding. The record is from RefSeq and is a predicted model, not a curated record. NCBI's taxonomy places the organism in Eukaryota, Viridiplantae, Streptophyta, Magnoliopsida, Fabales, Fabaceae. The coding region runs from base 905 to 3520 and encodes 871 amino acids.